UCAUUAUAAAAAUACAUGACAACAAAUCGAAGACAAAGUUCUUCUUACAGUGACGAUCUUUCACGGUAUGAGUUCGUUGAUUAUACCUCUGUUUCUCAUUUCGAGAAAUUCAUAACUCAGAUUGAAGAAGCUUUGUAUGCUUGGGGAAUCAAAGAUGGAUCUUUUGGAAUAUUUUCACAAGACCAAUUGGCUAAUGCCAAAGCAGCCAUUUUAUCGCCUUCAGCAGAGCAUUUGACUCGAAAAGAAACUUUGUCAUUUAAUGGUGUUGAUUAUCAACUUUCUUAUCAUUAUCAUCCAAUUGCUUUAGCAAACAAGGCUCAACACUUUCCGUUAGCUGCAGAGGAGUUUUAUCAAUUUAGUAAUACCAACUAUCAUCCAUUACAUCGAUGGACAGGUCAAGAGCGUUUGUUAAUCUUACAACCCUCGGUUAAGAAGAAGAUGUUUAUUAAUACGAGUGGAGGCAAAUCUGCCAACGAAAUGGCGUCAGCUAAACAGCUUCUCUCAGCUUGUACCAUUGCCCUUCAAAACGCGGGUUGUAAAAUACCUGUCUUUUUAUCUGUAAAACAAACUCGUCAUCAAAUGUAUAUAGGUUAUAUGCUUAUAUGCAAUGACCCCGGAAACCCAUUAAAUGAGACUGAAGUACGUUUCAAUAUGUCCUUAAUAACACCAUCUACGACUACUGUCCUGUGGGAGCUUGAUGAAUUAAAAACAUCUUUUUUACAGAAAUUAAGUGUUCAUAGAGAGGAUUAUGGCCAACCCGCUGAGUUACCUUAUGAGUCCCCCAUUUAUAUAUCAGCCGUAUACACCUACAACCUAAAAAACUGGUUUGAUGAAAAUUGGAAAGACUGGGAGGAAGAGAUGAUUGAAUCAAGGCGUAGAAGAAGCUUCAGCGACGAUUUUGAAGCAUGGGAUGAACAACAAGCGCCUGUAAAUCGACAGAAUAUAAAUGAACAUCGAUUACCAUUUGGAUCGUUAAAUGAUCCACUCCGUUCCUUAACUCUGAACGCUUUAUUUCCUUUGACUGAUGAAUUUCAUUAUGAUUAUAAUACGAUGGAUGCAUUGACGGCAAAAAGUUGGCAACUAGUUCGAGAAUUUGCCCCUACUCAACAACAACGCGCCUAUCUUUCCAGUCUGUUGGAACAUGUGAUCGAGUCAUGGGUCAAGGAUCCUACAAAUCGUGACUAUCUGGCUCCCUUUGACAGUAAUAAUAAUGAGUCAGUGAAUGACAGUAUUGGGCUAAUGCGUAAUUUAUUUACAGCAGGAAACAGUCCGUUAAACAAAAAAUUGACGGUUGUACAUCAAGGAUCUAAUAAUAGUAGUAAUAGUAGUAGUGCUAAUUCAAAUGAUUCGAUCACUGUUAUCAAAUCAGAUCAAAUAGAAGAUGUCUUGAUAGCCUUAUUCCAUUCUAUGUUGAAUAAUGAAGAUGAAAAUGAUGAUAAUGAUCAUACAGAGACAAUGCAAAAGAAAAGACGAAUAAAGAGAUUUGACAGCACAAGAAAGUUGGGACUCAAAUUAAAGACAGGAUCUUCUGUACCUUAUCGCUCAUUUUUAUGGAACUUGCUAUUUUAUAGUCUUGAGGCAAUCUCGGUGGGUUCAACCAAAAAACAGUCUACAGCAGCCCAUUUUCUGGGAUUUUUAAGAGUUAUUUGGUUAGAGGUCCUGAGACAGAUACGUUGGCAUUGGGAGAAUUUAGUGCCAAUUCCUGACUUAAACCCGUACUUGUAUGAAACGACAAGAAAAAAGGAUGAAAAACAAAACAGCAAUAAUAGAAUUUUAGGAAUUGAUCUUCGUUAUAAUAUUUUACAUCAAAAAUUAUCAAUGAUCAACUGUUGUAUAUAUCGUCGAUUACAAACUAUAUCUCAAAAUGGAAAUUUAAAGGAUUAUGAAAUUAAACCAGUUAGACGUAUAGGUAACUUAUUUGAUCGUCAACAAGAAGAAGAAGAAGAAAAGGAGUCAAGAUUUUCCAAAUUUCAGGCUUUAAUAGAAAGAUUUGUUGAUGCUGGCGCAGAGGAAAAUAAUAGCGAAACAAUCGACGAUUCUGUUUCAUUUGGCCAAUCUGAUAUUGAAAAUGAGGUAUCUGAUGAAAGUGAUGUCUUUUUAGAUGCUGUAGCCACCCCAUCACCUUCAUCCUCUUCUAAUCAAGAUACUAUGUCUAAUAAUCCAAUGCAAGAGUCGUUUGUGAGCUUACCCUAUGUAGCAGCAACAGCAGAAGAAUUAGAAGCAGACGAAGCCAACGCUAUUAAAGACCCGGAUACGAUUGAAGGAAGCCUUCGACCACAUAACACCCUCAAAUUAUUAAAAACAGGUCAGCCCAUGCAAAUCCCCAUUACUCAGGAUCCUGGAUUUAUGACUGAAGAUAUGAUUUCAGAACAAGCAGACGUCUUUGAGAGUCUUGGUACAUCUGAGACAGCAACACAACAGAGAGCCAAAUUGCAAUCACAACAGUUAUUUUCAGAUAUGCAAGCCUUUAAAGCAGCCAACCCACAUGCUUGUCUUGAAGAUUUUGUAAGAUGGCAUUCACCACGUGACUGGAUUACUGUGAAUGGUGAAGAGGGGCAUCUAAGUACACGUAUGUCUGAACCAAAUAACAUUUGGCAAGAGUUAUGGAAAUGUUCUAAACGGGUUCCUUGUUCACGUCAAAAGCCACUGUUUAAUAUCACGAUGGAAGCAGAGAAGGCACUUUAUUUUCUGGAAACGACUACUGUUCAUGAAUUCUUUUCAAUUAUGUUGCCUACAUUAGGAUUAAUUGCUUAUGAUACACUUUCAAGACUUCCAAUAGCACAAUAUAGUCAACAGGUAGCAAAUGGUUUACACCAUUUAAGUAAAGAAUUAAUAGAAUUUCCUUGGGAUGAUUUCAGACAAGGGAAAAAAACAUUUGAUAAUAUUUUAAAUUGUAUACGUCAACAAGAAUCCAUGACAUGUCAUGCUAUCUCCUUACUGCGCAAGCUUCCAAGACAAUAUGAUCUAGUGGAUCAAUUAUUAGUAAAUGGCCAAGCCAUUGUUAAAGAGGGUGAUGAAAGAUCUACAGUCUUUCAAUUAUUUAAAAAUGACCAGGGAAUUAUAUCAGAACCUUCUUCCAAAGAAUAUCUGUUAUAUAAUGAUUGUAAAGAUUUAACAACUCAUGGUAGAGUUUUACCACAAAGACAAUAUACCAUUGUAAAAGAUAACGAAAUAAGAAUAGUGGAUAUGCAAACUACAGAUGCGUUGUAUUAUUAAGACUUUUUUCCUUUUUUUUUUAUUGUAAAUAAUAAAUUUUUUUUUUUUAAUGGCUAAUA
This is a messenger RNA of Cokeromyces recurvatus, 3275 nucleotides long. RefSeq names its product Rab3 GTPase-activating protein catalytic subunit-domain-containing protein. Gene Ontology annotation, molecular function: GTPase activator activity. The record is from RefSeq and is a predicted model, not a curated record. The transcript has 8 exons. Gene Ontology annotation, biological process: positive regulation of GTPase activity. NCBI's taxonomy places the organism in Eukaryota, Fungi, Mucoromycota, Mucoromycetes, Mucorales, Mucoraceae. The coding region runs from base 16 to 3216 and encodes 1066 amino acids.